UGUUUUCCUCGUUGCUCCGUCAGAGCCCUCUUCGGUUCGCAACUGUGUUGGCUAUCGCCAUUGUUCUUCUGACAGUGCUAAUGUGUUCACGUGUUUUUCUCCGUCUUCCCGUGGAUCUAUCGUAGCCAUUAUCGGUGGUACGGUGAUCAGUGAUCCGUUUUGUUAACGUUCAUUAGGAUGUAACGAGCAUUCACCGUGACGCUCUAUAAAAAUAAUGUAAUAUGAUAAUCGUAUCGGUUGGGAGAACCAUUAAUUUGUGCUUGUUCCUUUCAAACUAAAGGAACAUGUGCUAUCUAUACGGUGACUUUUAACGUGAUAUUUCUUAUGAAAGAAUUAUUACGUGUAGGAUGGCAAAAGACGAAGGGGACGACCUCUUGCCAGACAAGGACGCGGCGAAAGGAUUCUACGCAAAAUAUGAACCAAAAGAAAUCCUUGGAAGAGGAAUAUCUUCCACUGUUAGAAGAUGUAUAGAAAAAGAAACAGGUAUAGAGUAUGCAGCUAAAAUCAUAGAUAUUAGUAACGAAACAAAUGAUGAUGGACAUACUAUGAAAGAUGCUACAUUACAGGAAGUGCAUAUUCUUCGUAGAGUAGCUGGUCAUCCUUAUAUUAUUGAAUUGCAUGAUGUCUUUGAGUCUAGUACAUUCAUCUUCUUAAUUUUUGAAAUUUGUAAAAAUGGAGAGUUAUUUGAUUAUCUCACAUCUGUUGUUACUCUUUCUGAGAAAAAGACACGUUAUAUCAUGAGACAAGUGUUUGAGGGAGUUCAACAUAUCCAUAAUCAACAAAUAGUACAUAGAGAUUUGAAGCCAGAAAAUAUAUUACUAGAUGAUAAUCUAAACGUGAAAAUAACAGAUUUUGGUUUUGCUAGAGUACUGAAAGGGGAAGAUAAAUUAUAUGAUCUUUGUGGUACUCCUGGAUACUUGGCACCAGAGGUACUAAAAUGCAAUAUGUUUGAAAAUGCAGAAGGUUAUAGAUAUGAAGUUGACAUAUGGGCCUGUGGAGUUAUUAUGUUUACUUUAUUGGUUGGUUGCCCUCCAUUUUGGCAUAGAAAGCAAAUGGUCAUGCUUAGGAACAUUAUGGAAGGGAAAUAUUCAUUUACUUCUCCAGAAUGGGCAGAUAUAACAGAAGCCCCUAAAGAUCUGAUAAGAAAGUUACUAGUCAUUGAGCCCAAGAAGAGAAUUUCUAUUAAGGAUGCAUUAAAUCACUCAUUUUUCCACACAGUGCUGUGGGAUCAAGACAUCGCUCCUCUAAAACGUUCACUAUCGUCUAAUUCUCGACGUCUGAGUAGGAUAUCUCAGUUAGCUUUGGAAUUGAAGGCAAAAUCAUUUAAUGCAAGGAAAAGAUUCCAGUUAGCUAUCAUUUGUGUUCGUGCGGUUGUUCGUAUUAAACGGCUUCAUACAACACCCGAGCCUCUUUCAACACAAGUGGCGUGUACUGAUCCUUACAGGAUUAAAAUUUUACGAAAGGUCAUCGAUGGUUGUGCAUUCAGGGUUUAUGGUCAUUGGGUGAAGAAAGGAGAAGGACAAAAUCGAGCAGCACUAUUUGAAAACACACCAAAGACAGAACUGAAGCACCUUUAUGUUAGUAAUUUGAGCAGAUAACCCCAAUGCUUUAACAAAACAUUCUUUAGAUAAAAUUGUUAAUUCUUAUGUUAGUAAACGUUUACAGUAUCUUAAAAAAAAAAAAAAAAAAAAAAUAUUCAGCAAGAAAAAAAUGAAAAAAUAAAUAACUUAUAUAAAAGGGUGACAAAUAUAUAAUACUUUCUCUUGGUUCUAUUUAAAUCUGUAGUAUUGUAAGGUAAACUUCGAAAUAUGUUAAUUGUCUUUAAAUAUCGUAGAGACAAGGAAGACAUUAAUUGUAUUGUUGAGUUUUCAAAAUUUCUAUGUAAAAAUCGAUUUACAUAUUUAUUGGUUCUAAACAUUUUUUGGAUAGUUGUAGUUAUUUAAAAGUGCAGUGCUGCUCAAUAAAUAUAAAUUAUACACUUCUCAAACAAAAUACUAAGAAAUGUGAAAAAUUAUGUUAGUGUUAUGCUACACACUCUUAGAGUGUGUUUUGUGUUUAGAUGAAGUAUUAUAUUCAAAGCAGUUGGUGAAACUAUUUUUUGAAUGCUCUAUUCAAAAUUAAUAAUAAUUUUUUGUUACAGUAUUUACUGCUUUUUUCAUAGCACAAUAUAAUAUAAAACAACUUAUUUUUAAAGGAAAAAAUAAGUUUGAGAACAAAUUUUCCCGUGUGCUAAAAAAGAAAAUAAGACUUUAAAUUAAUUAUAUAUGUUCAAUGUAGAUAAAGGUGCUUAUUCGUACAAACAUGAAAAGUUUUGUUCGCGAUUAUAUUUUUUAUGUUUGUACCUUUCUAUAAAAUAUAUUCAGUAGUCAUGUAAAUAAAAGUUACAUAAUUUACUACAAAUCAGCAACGCAUAUGAAAUUCAAUUUUUAUGAAUACUUUUACUGUAGAAUAUAGUAAUUUAUAACCAUAUUUUAAUACAAAACAAGUUUAAAAUUGUACAAAAUUUAUGAAAAUAUAUCUACAGUAAAAGAUUUAGAAAGGUUUAUGGAAAAAUUUAAAAUGAAAAUUAUGCGUAAUUCCAAAUUGAUUCAAAUUAUACUGAAGAAAUGUAUUCCAUAGUAAUAUUAUUUACUAAGAUCUGUGUGUAGAUUAUAGUAUAUAAUAUUUUGUGCAAAUUCUAGUCAUAUUUUAUACUGCUGAAUUUGUUUUAGAUUUUAAAUGGUAAAGAACUUGUGUGAAGUUUAGCUAAUUUUUCUUGAAAUACAAAAGUAAAUUGCAUGAAGUUAAAAUUAAUACUAUCAUUUAAAAGGUUACAAAGAAUAAGUAAAAAUGAAUCUGAAAAAUCAUAUUGAUAGAUGUACCUAUAGCAAUACAUAUUUUGUGUAAGAUGUAUGUUUUGAAGUAAAAUAUUUUUGCAAUGUGUAAUAAAUUAUAUUUUUAUUAAAUUUGA
Molecule: messenger RNA, 2950 nt
Organism: Hylaeus volcanicus
Lineage: Eukaryota; Metazoa; Arthropoda; Insecta; Hymenoptera; Colletidae
Gene: PhKgamma
Product: phosphorylase b kinase gamma catalytic chain, skeletal muscle/heart isoform
Exons: 9
Coding region: 348-1598 (416 amino acids)
Biological process (GO): protein phosphorylation; glycogen biosynthetic process
Cellular component (GO): phosphorylase kinase complex
Molecular function (GO): ATP binding; calmodulin binding; phosphorylase kinase activity
Source: RefSeq, a predicted model, not a curated record